Messenger RNA from Solea solea (common sole), 982 nucleotides. Its product is annotated as aquaporin-8-like. The coding region runs from base 148 to 936 and encodes 262 amino acids. Lineage: Eukaryota; Metazoa; Chordata; Actinopteri; Pleuronectiformes; Soleidae. Gene Ontology annotation, biological process: transmembrane transport. The record is from RefSeq and is a predicted model, not a curated record. The transcript has 5 exons. Gene Ontology annotation, molecular function: water channel activity. Gene Ontology annotation, cellular component: plasma membrane.
GACACUUUUAUGAGCAUGAAAGUGAAAUGACAGUCAUUUACAGGUCAGAGUGUCAGCUACUGGUGUUGACAAUAUAUAACUGCACUAUCUACACACACACACACACAAGCAGAGUCCAGCAGGAUUAGGAUUAAGACAAGAACAGAGAUGGGAGUCGAGAGACUGGGAACUGACGACACAGGCAACACUCUCAUGGAGAAGGAGAGGACGUGGACAGAGUCCAGUCCUCGUCCUGUCAACAAAUAUGAGAGAGUGUACCAGCCCUGUGUGGCUGAACUCGUGGGCACCAUGUUCUUUGUUUUCAUCGGCUGUGUGUCAGUCAUCGAGAACGUUCCUGCAGCCGGACGCUUACAGCCGGCGCUGGUGCACGGACUGGCCGUGGCAGUGAUGGUGGCUUCCAUGGAGAAGAUCAGUGGCUCCCACUUCAAUCCUCCCUUCACUAUUGCCAUCUACCUGUGUGGAGGCAUGGAGCUGAUGAUGGUCGUACCGUAUAUCAUGUGUCAGCUCAUCGGAGGAGUUCUUGGAGCUGGAAUGGCCAAGUUGAUGACACCAGCAGAGCGCUACAACAAUGCUACAGGAGCAGCGUUUGACAUCCUCACGUCAGAGAAGCAGCUGUACAAAGCCAUCUUUGGGGAAGUGGCCAUGACCUGUUUGGUCACCAUGGUGCUCCUUCUAGUGGCCGUGAAUGGAAAAACCAAAACCCCACACGGGCCUUUUCUAGUGGGCUGCUCUGUCAUCAUCAGCAUCCUGGCAGGGGCCGAUGUUUCUGGAGCUUGUCUGAACCCGGCUAGAGCUUUUGGUCCAGCUGUGAUGAUGAACUACUGGAAUUAUCACUGGGUUUACUGGGCUGGACCCUUAGGAGGAGGACUGGUGGCCACAGCACUCGUCAGACUCAUUCUUGGUGAUAAAAAGAUAAGAGUCAUCAUGAAAUCAUAAAAACAUCUUAUUUCUUCAUUUGUUUUGCACUUUAUUUGUUUCUCUG